Penicillium digitatum Pd1 is the source of this 1803-nucleotide messenger RNA. RefSeq names its product RNA methyltransferase, TrmH family. The record is from RefSeq and is a predicted model, not a curated record. Gene Ontology annotation, molecular function: rRNA (guanine) methyltransferase activity; RNA binding. NCBI's taxonomy places the organism in Eukaryota, Fungi, Ascomycota, Eurotiomycetes, Eurotiales, Aspergillaceae. Gene Ontology annotation, biological process: rRNA methylation. Gene Ontology annotation, cellular component: mitochondrion.
AUGCUCAGUACUAUCUCGAGAACAGGCUUAACCGGUCUCUCUAGAGUAAUCAACUCCUCAAAUUCUACAGUCUUGGCUAUUCGGCAUGCAUCUUUGAAUUCAGCAAUUGGGGAGGGUAUUCGCAGGUCUCAGACUGUGGACAGAGAUAAUCGUCGCGGCAACGUGUCUCGCUUUCCUAAGCGCGAACGACAACAUGAGGGACAAAACGAAGGGAACUACGGAUCGCGACAAUACGAGAAGUCAGGUGAAUUCAAUUUGAAGGACCGUCAGACAAACGGAGCGCGGCAACAGUACGGAAGAUCAGACCAAUCCAACUUCAAUGGCCGUCGAACAUAUGGGGCCCGACAACAUGGAGAGGAUGAGUCUGAGAGAUCAGGAUUCAACUCUGGUGUUCAACGAAAUUACAGCCUGCGUGAGCGAGAAUACGGAGCAAAAAAAGCCUGGGUAUCAGACGGUGUAGGUCGUAAAGACUACGACCGACGACAAUCGCCAUGGAAGGAUAACUCCCAAUCCCCUCGACAGAAUCGAAAGGAAGAACGGUUCGAGUUCGACGAGGAUGAGUUCAUUCGUUCUGGUGAUUUUCGCGGACUUCCUCGUGAACACCAAUCCCGAUUCCAGUCGCGAACACAAUAUAAUUCAUUCACACAAUCAGGACAUGGAAGGUUUUCAAUGGAUGCACCACAGGAGAAGGAACCAGCAAGACCUAGGGCUCACCGGGUCACGCACAGCAUGCCAGAGCGGGUGAAGGACAACGUCAAAGUGCCGGACACAAUCCCCUAUACUACACCUGCAUCUGAGUUUAUUUACGGCACCAGUGCCGUUGAGGCAGCGUUGCGCUGCAGCCGGCGCCAACUAUACAAGCUUUAUAUCUACCAGAGCACGGAUGAAGAGCUCAGUGCAGCAAAGGUCACAAUCCGCAAGCUGGCAUUGUCAAAGAACAUUGCAGUAAAGAUGGCAUUUGCAGGGUGGGAUCGACUUAUGGACAAGAUGAGUGCUGGGCGACCUCAUAAUGGAUGCAUUUUAGAGGCAUCACCUUUGCCAAAGUUGCCUGUGCGUGGCCUCCAGGCUGUUCCAUCCAUCUCCGAGGAGUAUUUCCGGGCGGAGCUUGCGCCACAAACCCGGGAAGAAGCUGCGGUAAAUGGCACGGACGAUCGUAUCCGGAUCUAUCAUUCUUGCCCGCCCCCGCACGAAAACGAACAACGCCAUCGAUACCCAAUUGUCUUGCUAUUGGAUGGAGUAGUCGAUACCGGUAACAUGGGCGCCAUAAUCCGCUCAUCCUAUUUCCUGGGUGUCGAUGCACUUGUCCUAGCUGGUCGCAACUCUGCACCACUGUCGCCUAUCACGAUCAAAUGUUCUGCUGGUGCAGCAGAGAAUAUGCCUAUCCUUCACGUGAAAAACGAAGUUGAUUUCAUUCAGCGUUCUCAGCAGAAUGGGUGGCGGUUCUAUGCUGCAGAUACACCGACUCCCGGAUCCGUACAUUUGGACCACAUCUCGACCGACGGCGAUCAAAGCGGGGCUAAAUUGCCUAGCUUGACUGCACCUAGUGUCAUAAUGAUGGGCAGUGAGGCUACUGGAUUGAGCUCGCAUAUUAAGUCGCAUGCUGAUGCAAUCAUCAGUAUUCCAGGCGCGCGACAGAAUUUCAUCUUGGGCGUUGAAUCUGAUCCUGCCCGCAUCGACAGUCUGAAUGUGAGUGUUGCUGCCGCGCUGCUGAUGGAGAAGUUUCUGCGGACACCCAUGACUGUGGGUGAGGUUCUCAAGAAAUCGAAGAACGUGGAGAAGAACCAAAAAGAUAAAAUGUGGUAG